AUGGCAAUUCCUAAUUAAUUCAAAACUAUAAAAAAAGCAAUUCAAUUAAAUUAUUAAAUGAUGAAUGAAAUGCAGCAUUUUAUUAAAAAUUUCUAUAGUUAUCUAAUGUUAUAAGCAAUAGAAAGAUCUUGGAAAAAGUUUAUUGAUGAAUGUGAUAAAAUAUAAGAUUUAGAUGGUUUAAUAAAAAUACAUGAAUUAUUCAUAUCUGAUAUAUUAGAUAGAUCAUUCUUAAAUACUAAAGGAGAAUCAACAUAAAAGUUGUUAUUUAAAUUAUUUGAUUAUAUAUUCAGAUUUAAAAGUUGUCAAGAAUUACUCUUAAGUUAUGCCAAAGAUUAAAUAUCUUAAACUGAUAAUUAGCAAUUAUAAUUGAAGAAUAUAUUAAAUAAACAAUAAAAUAUUAGUAGAUAAAAUCAAAAUAAAAAAUAAGAUAACAUAAAGUCUUCAUUAGAAUCGAGGAAAUGA
Paramecium primaurelia is the source of this 462-nucleotide messenger RNA. The record is from the annotation of a GenBank genome assembly. NCBI's taxonomy places the organism in Eukaryota, Ciliophora, Oligohymenophorea, Peniculida, Parameciidae.